Homalodisca vitripennis (glassy-winged sharpshooter) is the source of this 4350-nucleotide messenger RNA. Its product is annotated as zinc finger protein 721-like. Gene Ontology annotation, biological process: regulation of DNA-templated transcription. The record is from RefSeq and is a predicted model, not a curated record. Gene Ontology annotation, molecular function: RNA polymerase II cis-regulatory region sequence-specific DNA binding; DNA-binding transcription factor activity, RNA polymerase II-specific. Bases 1 to 4311 code for a protein of 1436 amino acids. Lineage: Eukaryota; Metazoa; Arthropoda; Insecta; Hemiptera; Cicadellidae. The transcript has 24 exons.
AUGGUACAGUACUGUUGCCUACGCAUAGAAGCUGCGGCGAAUCAGGUGUUCGAGUGUCCCAAGUGCCGCAAGAGCUACGUCCAUAAGAGAAGUCUCAGGAAACACCAGCGCUUCGAGUGUGGGAACCAGAGGCCCUUCAGCUGUCACAUGUGUCCCUACAAGGCCUCACAGAAAGGGACACUCAAGAGCCACAUUCAACCUUUAAUUCCAGAUAAGUCACUGUCCACGUCAAAGCAGUCCAGUAACUUCUUUGUUCUCAAAAAUACCGAGGACGAGAGCACCCGGUACCGCUGUGGUUCCUGCGGGAAGGACUAUCUUCACAAGUCCAACCUGAUCAAGCACCAGAGGUUCGAGUGUGACCGCCAGCGGCGCUUCUGUUGUCCGGUCUGUCCUCACAAGGCUUCUCAGAAAGGCAACCUCAAGCGUCACGUGCUCAUCAAACACAGCGGCUACGAACACAAGUUGUUAGACCACAUCUACCGUGACGUGUGUGGCCGCUCCUACAAGUACAAGGACAACUUGACCCGUCACAAGCGCCAGGAGUGCGGCAAGGAGCCUCAGUUCGCUUGUGUUAACGUGUUCCCAUGGAUGAAAUCUCAACCCCAGCCACACAGCUGUGACGUGUGUGGCCGCUCCUACAAGUACAAGGACAACUUGGCCCGUCACAAGCGCCAGGAGUGCGGCAAGGAGCCUCAGUUCGCUUGUGUUAACGUGUUCCCAUGGAUGAAAUCUCAACCCCAGCCACACAGCUGUGACGUGUGUGGCCGCUCCUACAAGUACAAGGACAACUUGACCCGUCACAAGCGCCAGGAGUGCGGCAAGGAGCCUCAGUUCGCUUGUGUUAACGUGUUCCCAUGGAUGAAAUCUCAACCCCAGCCACACAGCUGUGACGUGUGUGGCCGCUCCUACAAGUACAAGGACAACUUGACCCGUCACAAGCGCCAGGAGUGCGGCAAGGAGCCUCAGUUCGCUUGGAAUCAGCUGGAAGUGGUGUUCAAACCGAAGCCCUGGAAAUGUAUCCCGACCUCCCUCCGCUUGACGGACCCUGACAGCCACGUGCCCCAGUGGGGGAACUCCCGCCGCUGUGCCGUCUGCUCCACCAAAGCCCUCCCGAAGAGAUCGAGGUUCUACUGCGUCGUCUGCAACGUCGGCCUACAUCCCGAGUGUUUCGCUCUCUUCCACAGCAAGCCCAUAUUCACUUGCCCGAACUGCCACCGCAGCUACAAGCACAAGACUUCGCUGACACGUCACCUGCGCUACGACGGCUGCGGCUCCGCCCUGGGCUGGAACCUCUUCACCUGCGAGAUUUGCGACUUCCAGACAACGAACAAGGCCGCCCUCACCAUGCACUACAGCUGGCCGCUGUUCGCCUGCGGGACGUGCGGGCGAGCUUACCGCUAUAAGACACACUUGUACCGACACAGGCGCUACGAGUGCGGCAAAGCUCCUCAGUUCCACUGUCAAUUGUGCCCCUACCGCGCUAAGAGAAAAGAACACCUGCAGGCCCACACUCUUAACAAGCACGCCGGCCAACAUUUCAGUAAAGUGAAUUUAGUUGGUCUGCCCGUAUACUGCUGUAAAGCGUGUGGGCGAUGGUACAAGAACAAAGAGACUCUGACGAGACACCGGCGCAUAGAGUGUGGACUGGAACCUCGGUGCUUCUGUCCUCUCUGCCCCUACAAGACCAAAGCGCAGAGACAACCUCCAGAGACACAUCGCUGUCAGGCACGCCAGAUAGCACAGUUUAGCUUGUUUGGUUGUACAACUGAAUCUCAGGCGGCCGGUACCCACGCCUGUGAUGGCUGCGGCAGAGUGUACAAGUACAAGCGCAGCCUGGCUCGCCAUCAGCGCUACGAGUGCGGCACCGAGCAGCAGUUCCCCUGUCCCAUGUUGUCAGUGCACGCGUGCGAUGUCUGCAACAAAGCCUACAAGUACCGCCGGAGUCUGCUGCGUCACAAGCGGUACGAGUGUCAGCAGCUAGAGGGCCAGUUCGCCUGUCAGUUCUGCUCCUACCAGACCAAGUGGAAGUCCAACCUCAGCAGCCACGUACUGUUCAGACACUCGGACAUGCUCGCCAUCUCUAAACCUAAAGUCGCCCAGAGGGCCAGUUCGCCUGUCAGUUCUGCUCCUAACAGACCAAGUGGAAGUCCAACCUCAGCAGCCACGUACUGUUCAGACACUCGGACAUGCUCGCCAUCUCUAAACCUAAAGUCGCCCAGGUUCUCCAUCAAUAGUCGCGAUGUACUACUCUACAAGUACCGCCGGACUCUGCUGCGUCACAAGCGGUACGAGUGUCAGCAGCUAGAGGGCCAGUUCGCCUACACUCGGACAUGCUCGCCAUCUCUAAACCUAAAGUCGCCCAGGUUCUCCAUCAAUAGUCGCGAUGUACUACUCUACAAGUACCGCCGGACUCUGCUGCGUCACAAGCGGUACGAGUGUCAGCAGCUAGAGGGCCAGUUCGCCUGUGAGACGUACAAAGUUAUCGAAGGAGACGAGGGCAAGCCCAGGUUCGUCUGUCUGGCGUGCAAUCGCUCCUACUCCCGUAAGCCUAACCUGACUCACCACCAGCGUCACGAGUGCGGCAAGGAUCCUCACUUCCUCUGUCCCGUCUGUCCGUACGGGGCCAAGCGCAGGAACACCCUGUACACUCACAUCAGCUUCCGACACAGGGAGUACUGGCAGGAGAACUACCAGACUCUCAACGCACUCAAACACAAGAGGCUGUUGAGCUGUUCACGAUGCCGCGACGUCCGGGCAGACCGCCGCAGUUUCCGUGCGGUUUGUGCGGUAAGAGGUACAACCGCAAGGACAACCUACUACGCCAUCAGCGCUUGGAGUGUGGUAAAGCGCCGCAGUUCAAGUGCCCGCACUGCCAUCACCAGUAUCACAGAUUAUAACAGUAUAACUGUCCUCGUCCUCCUAGGAUUUCUCUCCUUGGUGAACGAUGUGGGAAAAGGACCUCUCCACUUCCUCUGCGGUGACUGCGGUCGGCACUAUAACCGCAAAGACAACCUACAGAGACACCAGAGGCUCGAGUGCGGCCAACAACCGCAGCUAGAGUGUCCGCACUGUCCGCAUCGCGUCAAGAGGAAGGACAAACUGAAGACUCACAUCGCUCUCAAACAUCCAGAGGAGUACCGGGGAAACCUGUUAAGGGAGAUGCAAGGCAACGCUACAACCGCAGAGCUGCAAGAACCGCAGCAGUUUCCCUGCGAGAGGUGCGGUCGAAGGUACAGCCGCAAGUACAACCUCCAGCGACACGUGCGGUUGGAAUGCGGUAAAGAACCGCAGCAACAGUGUCCGCACUGCCCGCACCGCGCUAAACGUCGCAACGACUUGCGUACCCACGUCUUCCUCAAGCACGCCGACCAGUGUCAAGAAAUGGACUUAUUGUUAUGUAAGCAGUGUAAUGUAAUACAGCUAAAUAUACUAGUGCUAGAACUUGUUGUUAUAGUUUCAGAGCUGUUACCUGCUUUGCUCAGUGGUUUCGAGGCUUCGCAGAUGUUUCCGUGCGGUAGGUGCGGUCGCCAGUACACACGCAAGUACAACCUGUUGCGGCACGUGCGGUUGGAGUGCGGCAAAGAACCGCAACACCAGUGCCCGCACUGUCCGCACCGUGCGAAGCGCAAGAACAACCUCAAAGUCCACAUCGUGACGAAGCAUCCCGAGCAGUGCGUGGACACAAGCUUUCGAUUAUAUGUAUCAGAGAUUCCAAGCAGAGAGCGUUCAUAUAUACUUGUAUAUCUCUCAUAUUCACUAUUAUUGAGAUCGGUCAAAAAUAAGGUAGAUCUAAGCACUAAGUUUAGGCUUAAAAUCCUAAUGAAAGUUAAUUUCGUAUGGACAGUUGCGGGCUUGUUCUCGCUCAUGGAAGGCAGUUCAGUAGAUCUGAUGCGGUUUCCCUGCUACCAGUGUGGUCGACAGUAUAAUCGCAAGAAGAACCUACAGCGCCAUCUGCGGAUAGAGUGCGGUAAAGAGCCUUUGAACCAGUGCCCGCACUGCCCACAGCGCACCAAGAGGAGAAACAACCUCAAGAGUCACAUUUUCAUCAAACACCCUGAUAAAUGCAAGGAAAUUGUGUUUUUUUCAGUUUCAGAGUUGUUACCGGCCUUGUUCAGCGGUUUGGAAGGAUCCCAGGUGUUUCCAUGCGGUAACUGUGGAAGUCAGUACAACCGCAAAGACAACCUGCAGCGUCACUUGCGGUUGGAGUGCGGUAAGGAACCGCAGAAUCAGUGUCCGCACUGUCCACAUCGUGCUAAGAGGAGAAACAAUCUAAGGACCCACAUUCUUUUCAAACAUCCUGACAAAUUCUAGAAGGUUUUGUACUAAUAAAAAUAAAAGUACUUUUUUAAA